Molecule: messenger RNA, 1316 nt
Organism: Culex pipiens pallens (northern house mosquito)
Lineage: Eukaryota; Metazoa; Arthropoda; Insecta; Diptera; Culicidae
Product: aldo-keto reductase family 1 member B1-like
Exons: 4
Coding region: 163-1119 (318 amino acids)
Cellular component (GO): cytosol
Molecular function (GO): aldose reductase (NADPH) activity
Source: RefSeq, a predicted model, not a curated record
UUAAAAUUGAAUAAUACGAAUCAACCUGAUACUAGCGCGGCCCGCUACUACCAAUAUAAAUAGAAAUUAGUCGCGACCGGCAGCAUUCAGUUGUGUCCACGUCGUCGAGCAGUCGGGUCAGUUGAACGCAGUUUGCAGUUAAUCAAGUACUUUUUUCGCGAGAUGGCAUCCAAAGUACCACGAGUGAAGCUGAGCAAUGGCCAGUCCAUCCCGAUUUUGGGCCUCGGAACGUGGGGCUCUCCGCCCGGUGAGGUUGCCCAGGCCGUGAAGGAUGCCAUCGAUAUCGGGUACCGUCACAUCGAUUGUGCCCACGUGUACCAGAAUGAGCACGAAGUAGGCGAGGGUGUGAACGCCAAGAUCAAGGAGGGUGUCGUCAAGCGCGAGGACAUCUUCGUGACCAGCAAGUUGUGGAACACCUUCCACCGGCCGGAUUUGGUCGAGGGAGCGUGCCGAGCCACGCUGAAGAAUCUGGGUCUGGACUACUUGGAUUUGUACCUGAUCCACUGGCCAAUGGCCUACAAGGAGGGCGAUGCACUGUUCCCAACCGACGAGAACGGCAAGACGGCCUACUCGGAUGUUGAUUUUGUCGACACGUGGAAGGCCAUGGAGAAGCUCGUUGGGCUGGGCCUCACCAAGGGAGUUGGAAUUUCCAACUUCAACUCGAAGCAGGUCGAGCGCGUUCUGCAGGUUGCCAAGAUCAAGCCGGUCGUAAACCAGAUCGAGUGCCAUCCGUACCUGGCCCAGGUCAAACUGUCACCGUUCUGUGCCCAGCGAGGACUCGUCGUUACGGCUUACAGCCCGCUCGGAUCGCCGAACCGCCCCUGGGCCAAGCCCGACGACCCUCAGCUGAUGGAAGAUCCCAAGAUCGUGAGCAUCGCGAAAAAGUACAAAAAGACCCCGGCCCAGAUCCUGAUCCGCUACCAAAUCCAGCGUGGCCAUGUGGUCAUCCCCAAGUCGGUCAACAAGGCGCGCAUCCAGUCCAACUUUGAGGUGUUUGACUUUGAGCUGACCGAGGACGACAUCAAGCUGAUCACGACCUUCGACUGCAACGGUCGGCUGGUGCCGAUCACAAGUGCUGCCGGUCAUCCCCACCAUCCGUUCGAGAGCGAGGAGUUUUAAAGUGUGCUGUUGAAGCGUGGAGAAUCAUACUGUGAAGUGUAGGAACUUUUCCGUUGAGCUGAAAAUUGCUUCUCACUACACUGCUUAAAGCAUGUUUGUUCGUACACACCCUUAUUUUAUUUGCAUUUGAAAGUUUUGUAAACAUUACAUUGUCAUUCGGAGAUAAGAGAGCUUGAAAUAAAUUUAUUGCAAAAAAU